Molecule: messenger RNA, 2361 nt
Organism: Ictalurus furcatus (blue catfish)
Lineage: Eukaryota; Metazoa; Chordata; Actinopteri; Siluriformes; Ictaluridae
Gene: tfap2d
Product: transcription factor AP-2 delta (activating enhancer binding protein 2 delta)
Exons: 8
Coding region: 394-2103 (569 amino acids)
Biological process (GO): regulation of cell population proliferation; anatomical structure development; regulation of transcription by RNA polymerase II
Cellular component (GO): nucleus
Molecular function (GO): RNA polymerase II transcription regulatory region sequence-specific DNA binding; DNA-binding transcription factor activity, RNA polymerase II-specific
Source: RefSeq, a predicted model, not a curated record
GUUAUUCCUUUUUUAAAUAUAAAAAUCACAAAUUUGUCACUUUUAUUGCUGCUAACACACACACACACACACACACACACACACGUAGGUACAUAUAUAUAAAAAAAGAAAAUAAACUGCACAUGAAGCCGUUCAGAAGAUCUUUCACUCAAAUGUUUUUAUUCGUGCAUUAAAAUGUUGGGGUUUUUUUUCUUUCCUCCUCUAUGGACGAAAUUAAACUUACGUUUCUGCUGCCAAAAGAAAAAGAAAAAAAGAAAUCCGUAAAAGAGAACAAAAAAAUGCCGGCGCGAAACUGGAAACAGAAAGAAAGAAAAAAAAAUCAUCAAAAAGUGUUGAAAGCGCACUCGGUUCCUUAUUAGGCGAAGAUACAAUAUUUAUUCCGUGUCUCCAGGGAUGAGGCUCCUUCUCUCUCUAUUGUCCUCCCAUUCCUCAAUGCUGAUGCUUAAUUUUCAAAACUUCUAUAUUACCAAGGGACCUACGACAUCAGCCGGAGAAAAACCCCGGCAAGUACAUAAUCCGAGCCAGGGAGCCGCUCGGUGCAGUGGGGAGAGACACGCGCGCGCACUUUGCACCGACACCGACUCCGACAGGCCACGAUUUCACCAGUUUUUCCGGCGGAUUUUUUUCCCCCGGUCUCCUCUCAGUCCUUCCUUCCUUCCUUUCUUCCCUUCCUUCUUUGCUGAGUUUAAUUCGGGCGGCGAGCGCGAGGAUAAUCCGGGGAGUGUUUUUUUUUUUUUUUUUGUCGGAAGCGCGAGAAUGUCAGCCACCUUUCCGGGACUGGUUCAUGAUGCGGAGAUACGUCACGACGGAUCAAACAGCUACCGUUUGAUGCAGCUCGGCUGCCUGGAGUCAGUGGCCAACUCGUCGGUGGCUUACUCGUCGUCGUCUCCGCUCACGUACCCGGCCACCGGGACAGAGUUCGCGUCGCCGUACUUCCCCGCCAACCACCAGUACACGCCCCUGCACCACCAGUCUUUCCACUACGACUUCCAGCACGGGCACCACGCGGCCGUGAACGCCGACGCGUACUACUCGCAGCAGUACUACCAGCAGCUGCACCAUCACGGCGAGCCGACCGACUUCAUCAACCUGCACGGCGCGCGCGCGCUCAAGUCGUCGUGCCUGGACGAGCAGCGGCGCGAGCUGGGCUGCCUGGACGCCUACCGACGCCACGACCUGUCGCUCGUGAGCCACGGCUCGCAGUACGGUGUGCACCCCGAGCAAAGGCUGCUGCCGGGUGCCGGUCUGGGUCUUCCAACGCCGGGGGCUGAUGACCUACAGGGAUCCGUGGACGCGCAAUGCGGGCUCAUGUUGAACGGACAAGGCGGGGUUAUCCGGCGAGGAGGCACGUGUGUGGUGAACCCUACAGAUCUGUUCUGCUCCGUCCCCGGACGUCUCUCUCUCCUCAGCUCUACCUCCAAAUACAAAGUGACCAUAGCGGAAGUCAAGCGGCGGCUCUCUCCUCCGGAGUGUCUCAACGCCUCGCUGCUGGGCGGCAUCCUCAGGAGAGCGAAGUCUAAAAAUGGCGGCCGGUGUCUCAGAGAGAAGUUGGACAGGUUGGGGCUGAAUCUCCCAGCAGGCCGCAGGAAAGCCGCCAACGUCACGCUGCUCACGUCUUUAGUGGAAGGCGAAGCGCUACAUCUGGCGCGGGAUUUUGGCUACACCUGCGAGACAGAGUUUCCCACUAAAGCUGUGGGCGAACAUCUGGCACGGCAGCACACAGAGCCGAAAGAGCAGAACGCCCGCAAGAAAAUGGUGCUGGCCACCAAGCAGAUCUGUAAGGAGUUUCAAGAUUUGUUAAGUCAGGAUCGAUCUCCGUUGGGUUCCUCAAGACCGACACCAAUCCUGGACUUAGAUAUUCAGAGACAUCUAACACAUUUCAGUCUGAUCACACACGGUUUCGGCACGCCGGCGAUCUGCGCCGCUCUCAGCACCUUCCAGACGAUCCUCAGCGAAAUGCUGAACUACCUGGAGAAGCACUCGGCCAAUAAGAGCACGGGAACGCCCGACGGCAGCCAGAUCAACUCCAACUCGGAAAAGACGCCGCUACGCAAAACGAACGAGACGCCGUCAAAAGACGGGAAAAUGGAGAAAACUGAAUGACUCCCCCCCCUCCUCCCCCCCCACACUCCUUUUUUUAAAAUUUAUUUAUUUAUUUGUGUAUUAUUUUACCAAAAUUAGGACUUGCUGCUGACUCACUUCCUGCUCUGAGCUCUGAUGAUGGGCGGACUCUUAUUCGGGGGCGUGUCUCAUACAGAGAGCUUCUUUUUUUUCCGUGGUUUAUUUUGAAGUUCUGCGAUUCUUUUAUUACUCGGUUAUUUUACUGACGUGUCUUUCUGAGUUAUUCGGUCCCGAGCUCGU